GUCUGUGAAAGUUGGUUCGUUGUUGAAAGUUUGUUAACGAGCUCACAAGUAAUAUUGCUUUUUAUAAAAUAAACAAACAAAAAAUGAGUCGCCAAUUCGCUGCACUGUGCCUUCUUGUAAUCUGCUCAUCGAGUGCUUACGGAAGCAGCUGCAAAGCCACCGUCAACUCAUUCAGCACUCAGGAUGCAACAAUCUUGACGCAAUUAGCGCACGUUGCUGAAUUUACGUUGCAAUGCACCGGCCAGAAGGCGCAGCCCACUCUUUUCGCCGAAUUCCCCUGCGGCAAAGUGGUGCCCGUCGCCAAGGUGGCAGACAACAAGUACCAGCUGAGCUGGGUGCAGGACAUCAAGCAAGGAAGCAGCGGCAACGUUGUGGUACGGCUAUUCGAUGAGGACGGAUAUGCCAAUGUACGCAAGGCGCAACGGGAUGGUGACAAGGUUUCGUCGGUAAAAUCCCUGCUGGAUAUCACCGUAUCUACCAAAAGUGCCUACAAAGGUCCAUGGGUGAAGGCUGAGUUGUUGGCUGCUUUCUUGGUGGGUGGCGUUGCUUAUUUUGCGUUCUCGACCAAGAGCAAGGUGCAAGCAUAAGAGGAGGAAAAAAACCCAACCGUGCAACCAAACGGACUAGCUCUUGUGGAUGCAUAUAAACUCUUGAAUGAAAUUCAUUCACCAUACCAUGUAGCAACAAAUUAUCGACAUUAUCGGGGAUUCCUGCGCGAUUGUCUAAUUGUACUGAGCAGACGAUCGGUAAGACGAUCAACAUGUUAACAUUUUCUAAGGAUUUUCCACAUUUUUACAACUAAGGUACGAAAUGAGCCAGAUCGCAUAAAUAAAUAAAAUAGAAAGAAAACAAACUUCAA
Scaptodrosophila lebanonensis is the source of this 859-nucleotide messenger RNA. RefSeq names its product translocon-associated protein subunit delta (gene Tapdelta). The record is from RefSeq and is a predicted model, not a curated record. The coding region runs from base 84 to 587 and encodes 167 amino acids. The transcript is spliced from 2 exons. NCBI's taxonomy places the organism in Eukaryota, Metazoa, Arthropoda, Insecta, Diptera, Drosophilidae. Gene Ontology annotation, cellular component: membrane; endoplasmic reticulum; endomembrane system.